AUGGAGGGUGUUCCACCUGAUUUGGAACCUGAUGUAAUAAUGCGAAAAAAAGGAAAAAAUGCAAAGUUGAAAAAAAAGCUCAAACCCGUUCUGGAUAAUGAACCCAAUCAAUUGAAUGUUCCAUUGAAAGCUAAAUCGGUCACUACACUUGUUAACAAAUUCGAAUCUGAAGCUAAUUUGAUUGAAAGGAAAAAUUCAGUGGAGCUUAAAGUCGAAGGUUCAACUGGUAAAAUUGAUACUAGCGAGAAUGAGAUUGCGAAGUUGUCAACAGGUUCCGAAGUUGAUGCUAUGGCUCCUUUAAUGGCUCCGUUGGUAAAUUACAUUACGAUCAAGAAGGAAGAAGUUUCAAUUGAUGAUUCGAGCUCCCCUGUUUUUGAAAUUUGA
Messenger RNA from Lactuca saligna, 384 nucleotides. The record is from the annotation of a GenBank genome assembly. Lineage: Eukaryota; Viridiplantae; Streptophyta; Magnoliopsida; Asterales; Asteraceae.